GGGAGCCACCCACAUCCAUUCAUAACAUAAACAAAUUAAAGCUUCCUAUGUUGGCAACUAUCGGUGCCAACUUACGCCCAUGGUUGACAACGAAAACGACGCCGUUUCAAAACUCGUCAUUCUCCUCAACGCUGUCCAUGAUUCCAGAGGUCAAACAGUUGAGGAGCUUUCUCUCUUGUUAAAUCAUUAGGAUCAAACACGGUUCAAACUUUAUCUCUCUCUCUUAAGUUUUCAGCUAAAUACUCUCCCAAAAAAGAGAAGUUCCGAGCCAAAAUUUAUACGGUUAGGGUUUCUAAAAUUCAUAGAUUCAUGCAUGCGACGUUCGUAUUAGGGUUUCUGUGAUUUGUUGAAAUCUUUGUUGAAUCGACAUGAGAGCUUUCGAAGGAAUUCCAGACAUUUUAGAAGUUCCGGUCUCCAAUUCGACCCUCAAAGAAGGUGGGCGUGGCCUGACACUGCACGGAUGGCUCUUCGAGUGCCAUGGGUUUUGGCACAACGUCGCUUUGAUUGUGCCUUCGGCUCUCUUCGUGCUCUACUUGGCCUAUCAGGCGAGAAGGAGCUUCAAGAAACUCUCGCAUGGCCGAUCGUAUAUUAUGAUCGCUUAUUACGGGUGUCUCUGGCUCGUUAGCUUGCUCAAUCUAGCUUGGUGUUGUUUUCAGGCAUGGGAGUGCUGUCCUGAGAGAGAAGUGGUAUGGAAUAUCUUAUCAUUGUUUACAGCAUCUGGAAUGCUGUUUCUGGAAGUAAGUUUGGUGGCCUUUUUACUUCAAGGCAAUUAUGCAAGUGGGUUGGAAGCACUAACACGGACUUUUGUUGUCUCGGGACUCAUUGUUGGUUUAGAUAUACUUCUCAAGGCAGUUUACCUAUUUGGAUUUGGGGUGCCAUUGUUCAUUGAUGACGAUGAAAGUCCGCAUAGAGUGAAAUGGGGCUUGUGGGUUGUACACAGGCUAGUGCUGACUGCAAUUUAUGGCUUUAUAUUAUUUAUGUACCACUCUAGAUGGAAAGAACGGUUACCAGCAAGACCAUCAUUCUACAACUAUAUCAUCAUCAUAUUCUCUUUGAAUGCAUUGGCUCUGUUUGCUUGUGGGCUUACUGUAAAUGAGGCUGGAUUUGGGCUCUGGUUGUACGACCUGACAAUCAUUUGCUACCAUGCCUUUUAUCUUCCUCUUCUUUAUGUUACAUUUCUAGCAGACUUUUUCCAGGAGGAAGAUUUGCACCUGGAGAAUGUUUACUAUUCUGAGAUGAAAGAUGCCGGUUUCUUUGAUGCUGAUUGGGAGUGAAUUCUUCCAAGUCAUUGGGCGAUCUGUGGUCAUUAUGCUGUAAAUAAACACAUAGAUGCUCCUGGAUUUGGUGGCUUAACCAAAAUACUGCAAAGGAGGGCUUGGUCAAUAUAGCAAUUAGCAUAAAUUUCCAGGCUCCCUAUUCUUAGAAUAGCUGCCUUGGCAAUUAAGAAACCAAUAUAAAAUGUACCCAUUGGAGUCUUUGGAUGCUUGAUAAUGUACCAAUUGAUUUCGCUCUCAUGUAGAAGAAGGUUGCAUUUAUUUUGAAUGCAGGUAGAACAUGUGAAUAAUGAUGCUUUAUGCUUUUAUUAAGCCUGAAAUGAAAAAUAUGGAAGGUGUGAAGUAGACUUUAA
Messenger RNA from Malania oleifera, 1627 nucleotides. Its product is annotated as protein CANDIDATE G-PROTEIN COUPLED RECEPTOR 2. Gene Ontology annotation, molecular function: G protein-coupled receptor activity. The record is from RefSeq and is a predicted model, not a curated record. Gene Ontology annotation, cellular component: plasma membrane. Bases 369 to 1274 code for a protein of 301 amino acids. The transcript has 6 exons. Lineage: Eukaryota; Viridiplantae; Streptophyta; Magnoliopsida; Santalales; Ximeniaceae. Gene Ontology annotation, biological process: G protein-coupled receptor signaling pathway.